UGCAUGUAAAUGACGCAAGCAUGAAUCUUUCGAUGUGACGUUGUCAUAUGACUUAAAUAGAUGUAGAAUAUAAUUUAAACAUAUACUUUGUAAAUUGUGUAUCAGUUUUAUAAGUAAAUCGUGAAAAUGUAUCGUUAUGUGAAUAAUGUUACUUCAAUAUAAGAAAAUUUGUUAUAGCGUAAAUUGGAAUCUGCUUAAGGUCAUGCCACGAUACAAGAAGGUUAAAAUAUUUUUAUAAAAAGAACAUAUUCGUGUCAAUGUAAAUAAUAAUUGGCACGAAUACAAAUUUGUUAAGUCAUGGUCGAUGAAGGAUCAAUUCCAAAUGUAUCGACGUAUGAAUAUCAUAUGGUAAAUGCUGAAAAUGCUCAAAAUACAUCUAGAGAGAGACGAAUAAAAAACGUAAUGUUUUCGGAAAUGAGAAUGAUUAACAGAACCGACUGGUUUACAGUCGGAGUGUUGUGUUUCGUUAAUUUAUUAAACUAUAUGGACCGUUUUACAGUCGCUGGAGUAUUGACAGAAAUAAAAAAUGAUUUUAAAAUUACUAAUGAUAAAUCUGGAUUACUUCAAACUGCAUUUAUUUUAAGUUAUAUGGUGUUUGCACCAUUAUUUGGAUAUUUGGGAGAUCGUUAUAAUAGAAAAGUUAUAAUGAGUAGUGGUGUGUUUUUAUGGUGUUUGACAACAUUUGUUGGUUCAUACAUGAAAUCAUUUGGAUGGUUUCUCUUGUUCAGGGCUCUUGUUGGUAUAGGAGAGGCUAGUUAUUCCACAAUUGCACCAACAAUAAUUAGUGAUUUAUUUGUAAAAGAUGUGCGUUCUAAAAUGCUUGCAUUAUUUUAUUUUGCAAUACCUGUUGGAAGUGGCUUAGGAUAUAUAAUAGGUGGUGAAGCAGCAAGAACUACUGGUGCAUGGCAAUGGGGUUUACGUAUUACCCCUAUAUUUGGUUUAUUAGCAAUUAUUUUAUUGCUUGCAAUAGUAAGAGAUCCUAUUAGAGGAGAAAGAGAAGGUGGAGUUCACUUAUCAAAUACUGCAUGGUCAAAUGAUAUCAAGGCAUUAUUAAAAAAUCGAAGUUUUAUGCUUUCUUCUGCUGGUUUCACAUGUGUAGCUUUUGUUGCGGGAGCAUUAGCUUGGUGGGCACCAACAUUUUUACAAUUGGGAUUUACAUUACAUCCUAAUGGACACAAUGUUGAUCCAGAUGAUGUAGCAUAUAAAUUUGGAUUAAUAGGAAUGGUAGCUGGUUUAAUAGGAGUUCCACUUGGUUCAUUUUUGGCUCAAAAAUUAAGAGUACACUGGCAGCAAGCUGAUCCUUUAAUAUGUGCUAUGGGACUUUUAAUUAGUGUUCCAUUAUUGUUCUUUGCAUCUUUAACUGCCAAUACAAAUUCUAUAUUAUGUUAUAUAUUAAUAUUCUUUGGACAAUUAUCAUUAAACUUAAAUUGGUCUAUUGUAGCAGAUAUAUUAUUGUAUGUAGUGAUACCAACAAGAAGAUCUACAGCUGAAGCAUUUCAAAUACUCAUUGCACAUGCCUUUGGAGAUGCAGGAAGUCCAUAUCUUAUUGGUUUGUUAUCAGAAGGACUGAAAACAGUUCUUCUUUCAGAACUAUAUAUAAAAUAUAUUGAUGCUGGAAUGAUAAAUAUAAUAAAUCAGGACGAUAUACUUCUCGAAUUUCGUAGCUUGCAAUAUGCAUUGUUUCUUACAAUGUUUGUAGCAGUGCUUGGCAGCUUAUUUUUCUUCAUUACAGCUUUGUAUAUACAAAAGGAUAAAGCAUUAGUUGAUCUUGUAAUUGCAGAGAAGUAUCUAGAUUCUAAGAAUAAUGGGCAAGCUGAAUCAACGUGUUUAUAAAUCACAUCACUGGGCCUUUCCUGAUAGUGUGCUGUAAAUCUGGUACAAAUACUUCGGAUUCAAUGUACAUAUGUAACGACGAAGUUGAAAAUGAAAUACAAGAUGAUGUGCACAAACCAUGAUAGUGGAUAUUUUAAUUUUUUGUUUAUUGCAAAAAUUUAUAAACAAAUUAUGAAAAGAAAUAUUGAAAUGCAACAUGUUUCAGCAACGAAUAUUUAUUAAAUAGGAAAAAAUAUUUGUUUGAUUCAGAAUGAGCAAUUAUUGUGUUAUAAUUUGAUUGACACAAUGAUAACAUGUUCUGAGUACAGAACGUAUAUAUUAAAGAAAUUUUGUUAGUUUGUACUUAUCCUCAGAGAGGUAAUUCUGUUAAUAAUGUACAGAAGUAUUGAACUUGAAGAGGACUAUAUUUAAAUAGAUUAAAAAUUAUUUAACAUAUUAGAGUAUAUUAUAUGUAUUAUAGUAAUUUUGCAUCUUAUAUUUUUAUAGUAAGUUUCUUCUGAUAGAAAAUACGUUAUUCUUGUGUAGUAUGUAAAGUAAAUAUUUAUCAGAUAUGUGUAAUAAAAUUAAAAUUUUGUUAUUAAA
Messenger RNA from Apis dorsata (giant honeybee), 2415 nucleotides. RefSeq names its product protein spinster (gene spin). The transcript has 10 exons. Gene Ontology annotation, biological process: transmembrane transport. The record is from RefSeq and is a predicted model, not a curated record. Bases 298 to 1833 code for a protein of 511 amino acids. NCBI's taxonomy places the organism in Eukaryota, Metazoa, Arthropoda, Insecta, Hymenoptera, Apidae. Gene Ontology annotation, molecular function: transmembrane transporter activity. Gene Ontology annotation, cellular component: membrane.